GUGGUGAGGGGAGCUACACACACACACUCACAUGGCGGGACUACUCCUCACUCCUCCACCCACCAAACUCCUCUCCUUCUCUCGCCGACUCUCCCCUUCUCCCUCCAACCACCCCGCUUUCCGUUUCAAACUCCGGUCUCCCACCUCCGUCCGGGCCUCCGAUCAGAUAGAUGGUGAUGGAUUCAAACCAGAUAAAGUGUUGAGUUGGGCUAAACCCUUGCCCGGUUUCGUGGCCAAUAAUUUUCUCCCCAUAGCUCUUGUGGGCGGCGUGGCGUUAGGUUUCGCCAAUCCAACCCUGGGCUGCCUUGCUGAUUCAUAUUCUCUGUCGAAAUUUAGCACAUUUGGGAUUUUCAUCAUCUCAGGGUUGACCUUGCACACGGGCGAAAUCAUUGCUGCCGCAGAUGCGUGGCCCGUUGGAUUCUUUGGACUAGCAUCCAUUUUGUUAUUUACUCCAUAUUUUUCGAGGCUAGUACUGCAACUGCCGCUCCAACCUCAAGAGUUUGUUAGAGGGAUUGCAAUAUUUUGCUGUAUGCCAACCACGUUAUCAAGUGGUGUGGCACUUACUCAGCUAGCUGGGGCCAAUUCUGCUCUUGCUCUUGCAAUGACUGUCAUCUCUAAUCUAUUGGGAAUUCUGAUUGUCCCAUUUUCUAUAUCAAAAUUCAUUGCUGAUGGUGUUGGUGUGUCUGUUCCAACUAAGCAGCUGUUCAAAAGUCUUGUUCUCACAUUGUUGAUCCCCCUAAUCAUGGGAAAGAUUUUUCGAGAAUCUUUCAAAGGUGUUGCAGACUUUGUUGAUCAGAACCGUAAAAAUCUCUCCAAGAUCAGUGCAAUUCUCCUCAGUUUAGUGCCAUGGAUGCAAGUUAGCAGGUCAAGGUCACUGUUGCUGAUGGUUAAGCCUACGGUUUUUCUUGGGGCAAUUGGAAUGGGAGUGCUUCUGCAUCUCAUUUUGUUAGCCUUUAAUGCUGUUGCUGUUAAGAACCUCGCAGCUGUGUCUGGUGGUAAUCAAUCAGUGUUUUCCAUGAAAGAAAAUGCAGAUGCUGUUCUCCUUGUUGCAAGCCAGAAAACUCUACCUGUAAUGGUGGCUGUAGUGGAGCAACUAGGUGGUGCACUUGGUGAGUCUGGUUUACUUGUUCUUCCUUGUGUUGCAGCUCAUUUAAAUCAGAUUAUUCUGGACUCUAUUCUUGUUAAUUACUGGCUUCGCAAAGAUCUCCCAACCGGUGAUGCCAAGGUAGCAUGAUUAUUGGGAUUGCCCUUUCUGGUUGCAAGUACAUAAUUAGCGUAUUAGUUGUUAGAAAUAGUUGAGUUUGAUAUAUUGUAUUCAUGGUUUCUUGCUUGGAUUGUAUCCAAAAGAAAGCAGAUCUUGUGUUUUGAAUCUCAAAUGGCCGCCAAGUAUAAACACGUUAUGCAUUGUGCCGCACCUCUGGGGGUAUUGGAACUAUGUUUGGAACAUUAACCUUUCUUUGCCUUUUAUCUCUAUCUAGAAAAUGAGAUUUGAGCUGA
Argentina anserina (silverweed cinquefoil) is the source of this 1497-nucleotide messenger RNA. Its product is annotated as probable sodium/metabolite cotransporter BASS4, chloroplastic. Lineage: Eukaryota; Viridiplantae; Streptophyta; Magnoliopsida; Rosales; Rosaceae. Bases 32 to 1234 code for a protein of 400 amino acids. The transcript has 14 exons. The record is from RefSeq and is a predicted model, not a curated record. Gene Ontology annotation, cellular component: chloroplast envelope.